This is a messenger RNA of Callithrix jacchus (white-tufted-ear marmoset), 2613 nucleotides long. RefSeq names its product zinc finger MYND-type containing 15 (gene ZMYND15). Gene Ontology annotation, biological process: negative regulation of DNA-templated transcription. Gene Ontology annotation, molecular function: histone deacetylase binding. The record is from RefSeq and is a predicted model, not a curated record. NCBI's taxonomy places the organism in Eukaryota, Metazoa, Chordata, Mammalia, Primates, Cebidae.
GGGGAACGUGACCGCCCGUUGAGCCGGCCGGGCCUCGGGCAGCCCUGACGUCACAACCGAACCCGCGCACCCUCCACCCCGAGGUAUUUACCUUUGAAAAGUGGCAGCGGCCGCAGUCUGGGCUGGGGCCAUGUGUCCCUGAAGACAUGGAGUUUGUGUCUGGAUACCGGGAUGAGUUCCUUGAUUUCGCUGCCCUUCUGUUUGCCUGGUUCCGAAAGUUUGUGGCAGAGCGUGGGGCUGGAGGGACCAGCCUGGAGGGCCGUUGGCGACAGCUGGAGGCCCCAAUCAGAAGGCUGCCCUGGGACCCUGCCCUUUGGGUGCUCCAUGUCUUGCCCAACCCUAGUGUGGGCAUCAGCCUGGGGCAAGGGGCAGAGCGAGGCCCUGGACCAGGCCUGGGGGCUGCCCGAGUCCUGGGAGACGACCUUCCACUCCACCUUCAAGACCUGAGCCCCUACAUCAGAUUUGGCAGCCUAGAGGAUGGGGAGGAAGGGGAGGAGGAAGAUGAAGAAGAAAAGAAGAGAGAGGAGGGGGGUGCAGGCACAGAGAAGGUGGAACCAGAGGAGGAUCAGGAGCUAGCCCCUACCAGCAGGGAGUCCUCCCAGGAAGUAAACCCUCCAGGAGAGUCAGAGGAGGCUGAGCAGGUGGCAGGAGGUGGUGAGGAUGGCUGCCAAGAGAACAGGGUGGAGGACAAAACAAGACCCCAGAAGAGGAAGGGACGGAGGAGUGAGGCUGCCCCCCUGCACCUUUCCUGUCUCUUACUGGUGACGGAUGAGCAUGGCACCAUCUUGGGCAUUGAUCUGCUGGUGGAUGGAGCCCAGGGGACUGGAAGCUGGGGCUCAGGGACUGAGAGCCUGGCUCCUCGGGCCUAUGUGCUCCUCUGUCACAGCAUGGCCUGUCCCAUGGGCUCCGGGGACCCCCGAAAGCCCCGACAGCUUACUGUGGGAGAUGCCCGGCUGCAUCGAGAGCUGGAGAGCUUGAUCCCAAGGCUAGGUGUGAAGUUAGCCAAGACCCCAAUGAGGACAUGGGGUCCCCGACCAGACUUCACCUUUGCUUCCCUUCGUGCUCGAACCUGCCACGUUUGUCACAGGCACAGCUUUGAAGUGAAGCUGACACCUUGCCCCCAGUGUAGUGCUGUCUUGUAUUGUGGAGAGGCUUGUCUCCAGGCUGACUGGUGGCGGUGCCCAGAUGAUGUGAGCCACCGAUUUUGGUGCCCAAAGCUUGCAGCCUUCGUGGAGCGGGCAGGAGAACUAGCAACCCUGCCUUUUACCUACACCACAGAGGUGACCAGUGAAACCUUCAACAAGGAGGCCUUCCUGGCCUCUCGGGGCCUCACUCGUGGCUACUGGACCCAGCUCAGCAUGCUGAUUCCAGGGCCCGGCUUCUCCAGGCAUCCCCGAAGCAACACGCCAUCCCUUAGCCUUCUUCUCGGUGGAGAUCCCUACCAGCUUCUCCAGGGGGAAGGGCCUGCCCUAAUGCCUCCUGUGCCCCCAGACCCACCACGGGGUCUUUUUGGCUCAUGGCAGGAUUACUACACAUGGCGGGGCCUCAGCUUGGAUUCCCCCAUGGCUGUGCUUCUCACCUACCCGCUGACUGUGUACUACGUCAUCACCUACCUGGUGCCCCAGUCCUUCCCUGAGCUCAACAUCCAGAACAAACAGUCACUGAAGAUCCACGUGGUGGAGGCCGGGAAGGAGUUUGACCUUGUCAUGGUUUUUUGGGAGCUCUUGGUCCUGCUCCCCCAUGUGGCCCUGGAGCUGCAGUUUGUAGGUGAUGGCCUGACCCCUGAAAGCGACCAGCAGCAUUUUACCUUGCAGAGGGUGAGGGCUGAGGGGGCCCUGCUCUUCAGCCCUGACCCCUCCAGUGACCUCUUGGACGGCCCCGAGGUGUCUGUCCGGAAUGGUUCUGGCGUAUCAGCACGGCCCAGCUCUGGCACUAAGGAGAAGGGGAGCCACAGGGACCUGCAGAUCAAGGUGUCAGCCAGGCCCUACCACCUGCUCCAGGGGCCCAAGCCCGACCUGGUUAUUGGAUUUAACUCUGGGUUUGGUCUCAAGGAUACAUGGCUGAGCUCUCUGCCUCGCCUGCAGCCCUGUCUGUCAUCCUGGCUGCUGGGACGGAUCUGGAGAGGGACCUCUCAGAGCGAGUCUUGCCCCACCCAGUCCCUCCGAGUGCCAGCCUUCUUCACCGAGAGCAGCGAGUAUGGCUGCGUGAUGGACGGCCAGACCAUGGCGGUGGCCACUGGAGGGGGCACUAGCCGUCCCCAGGUCAACCCCUUCCGCUCCCCCUUUCGCCUCAGAGCGGCCGACGACUGUAUGCCCUGGUACUGCAACGCCUUCAUCUUCCACCUGGUUUACAAGCCUACGCAAGUGAGCCGGGCCCACCCGGCCCCCGGCCCCGCACCCCCGUCCCCAACCCCCUCCGUUCCUCCAGCCCGCACCCGAAGGCGCCGAGGAGAAAAGAAACCCGGGCGGGGGGCCCGCCGGCGGAGAUAAGUGCUGAGACUGUAGUAGUCCCCCCUCCCAAACAGGCUCCGAAAGGAAAACGAAAUCACUCAGGGCCGAGGGGGAGGUCAGGUUGGUAAAACACGAAAAGGUAAAUAAAAUUACUUGUUUGAAA